This is a messenger RNA of Aricia agestis (brown argus), 656 nucleotides long. RefSeq names its product probable phospholipid hydroperoxide glutathione peroxidase (gene Gtpx). Bases 27 to 626 code for a protein of 199 amino acids. Lineage: Eukaryota; Metazoa; Arthropoda; Insecta; Lepidoptera; Lycaenidae. The transcript is spliced from 4 exons. Gene Ontology annotation, molecular function: glutathione peroxidase activity. The record is from RefSeq and is a predicted model, not a curated record. Gene Ontology annotation, biological process: response to oxidative stress.
UGUCAAACAAAAUUUCAAAAUUCAAAAUGACAAUAGGAUUUCGUACGUUUUCGAAGUUGGUUGUGCCGGCUUUUGGAAAUUUAAUUUGUCUAGGGCGUGUACAACUAUCUACAAUAAAAAUGGCAGAGAAUCCAGAUUACAAGAGUGCUACUAGUGUACACGAAUUUACGGUGAAGAACAUCAAAGGGGAAGAUGUUAAACUCGACACAUACAAAGGUCAUGUUUGUAUUAUUGUGAAUGUUGCAUCCCAGUGCGGCCUCACGGCGAACAACUAUAAACAACUUAAUGAAUUACAAGAUCAGUAUGCUGAAAGUAAAGGUCUACGUAUAUUAGCCUUCCCCUGCAACCAGUUUGCUGGCCAGGAACCAGGAAAUUCAGAGGACAUUGUUUGCUUUGCCAGCGAGAGGAAGGUCAAAUUUGACAUGUUUGAGAAAAUUGAUGUUAACGGUGACUCAGCACAUCCGCUGUGGAAAUUCUUAAAGCACAAGCAAGGUGGCACUUUGGGAAGCUUUAUCAAGUGGAAUUUCACCAAGUUUAUCAUCGACAAAGACGGAGUGCCUGUGGAGAGGCAUGGCCCAAAUACUGAUCCCCUGAACCUGGUUAAGUCCCUUGAGAAGUACUGGUAGAGGGCAUAAGUAGGCAUCAUUCAUAAAUUA